Pimephales promelas (fathead minnow) is the source of this 2926-nucleotide messenger RNA. RefSeq names its product active breakpoint cluster region-related protein. The record is from RefSeq and is a predicted model, not a curated record. Gene Ontology annotation, molecular function: GTPase activator activity; guanyl-nucleotide exchange factor activity. Gene Ontology annotation, biological process: positive regulation of GTPase activity; signal transduction. Gene Ontology annotation, cellular component: membrane. Lineage: Eukaryota; Metazoa; Chordata; Actinopteri; Cypriniformes; Leuciscidae.
CAGGAGGGAGAUUUGAAGAAACACGAUGCCGAGAGAUAUUACAAACGAGAAAAGCUCAGAGGAAUAUCCCUGGAAAAGACGGGUUAUGAUCAGGCAAGAGCUUUAAGACCCGCGUUAAUAUUAGAAAAGCUUCUCCAGGGAGAACACAAAUGGCACCAAAAAAGAUCAACUGAUUCAGAGGACAACCAAGAGGGAUUUCUCAAAAAAUCAAGUGCACUUUCUGAGAAGCAGGAAGAAAGUGAGCUUUUGAACCACAAACGCCUGUCAGUGACAUGUGAAAGCGAGAGGAUUCACACAUAGAUAGACUACAGAGCCGCGUGUCGUGACUCUGAGCAGCUCUGAUGGAGCUCUACACAGAAUCAGUGGACUAUCUGAAGUCCCAUGGCAUCUUGCUCGUGACUGAGGAUGAGAUGGUGGAUUCUGAUUUACUUCAGGAUGUUUUCCCUGAGGAGACAGAGUGGGUUUCUCACAGCCCUCUGCAAACUGAACCAUGUUUGCCAUCCACUCCAACAGCCGAUUGCCCAGAUGACCUGCUUCAGAAGAGAAUGGUGGUCCUGAAAGGGGUUUUAACCAGCGAGGAGAUCUACCUGUCAGAGCUGGAGACGCUGCUUACGCCCAUGAGAGCUUUAAGGGCGGCAGCGGGAACCUCUCAACCCGUGUUGUCCACGGAGCAGGUUCAGACCGUGUUUUAUCAAGUCCCUGAGCUCAGAGAUCUGCACAAGGACUUCUACACUAGCCUUCGGACUAGACUGCAGCCAGAUAAAGGGAUGGAUCAGCCAGAGGAGGGCCCGGAUAUGCAGCUUUACCAAUCGGAGCAUUAUUUAUCUGUGGGAGACCUGUUUCUUAAGUUUGUCAACCAGUUAGGUGUGUAUCGGGGCUUCAUUGACAACUAUGAGAAUGCAGUGGAGAUCGUGCUAAAGUGUAUGCAGUCAGACCAACGUUUCAGGACGCUUGCAGAGAGUAUGAUGUCCUCCAAAGGCUCAGACCAUGUCAAAACUAAGUACACUUUUGAAGCUCUCCUGUAUAAGCCGUUAGACAGAGUGAUGAAAACCACCCUCGUGUUGCAUGACCUGUGGAAGCACACGCCCCCCGAUCAUCCCGACAGCAUCACGCUACAGGAAGCGCUUCGUCUCACCAGCAGCUUCCUGUCUGGGGUCAAUGAAAGGUCGCAGUGCAAACGUGCUGUCAUGCUUAGCAGAGGAGAGAGACGUCAACUAUUGCGUGAUGGGUUUGUGGUGGAUGUGUGUGAGAGUGGGCACAACCUGAGACACCUCUUCUUGUACGCCGACAUGCUGCUAUGUGCUAAACUGACAAGUGCCGGGAGGCAGGCGCAGUACAGAUUUUGCUGGUACCUGCCACUGGUCGGCCUGAAGCUGCAUUGGGCAGCUGAACAUCUGCCCUCAUCAGACUACCAAAUGAAAAUCAGUAAAACCAGAGCUAAAAUGUUCCAGCUCAAACAAGCACUCCAGCAACAUAUGAAAGGAGGAAAGGGAUCAGUUUCUCGUGCUGUUGAUCGCUUGAGGAGGAAGUUUGAAGAGUGUGAGAUCUGGCUCUUGACAAACACACCAUCUUUUACUUUAGACCUACACAGCACCAAUGGAAAGAGUCACACUGUCCGACUGUUUUCUUUGUGUGACCUGAAUGAGUGGAAAGAAGCCAUUGAGAAACAGAGCGGAAACUGUAAAGAGACGGUUCCUCCAGACCUGCUGUCUGUAACUGGUUCCUGUAUCAAACUCAGAAUGACUCAACAACCUCCCCUUCACUGCGUUAGAUCCAAUGAGAGUACACACAUAUGUGGCAGUUUAUAUGUGAUGGUUCAGUCUGCGUGUGGUCUGCAACACCCGAGCAGUGCAUAUGUGUGUGUGGAGGUAGACGGCUUUGAGUUUUACGACAGACGAAAACAAACCUCCCUUUCAGCCUUCUGUGUUACACCACAAUGGGAUGAAGAGCUUGUGUUUCAAGUGGACGGAGCUCAGCAGCUGUUCUUGGUAUGUGUGUCGCAGUGUGAGAAUGACACACAGGAUGACAUUGUGGGCAGGGCGGUGUUAAAUCUGGACCCUGAUAACAUGUUAAAGAAGUGGAAGAAAGUCACUUGUUCUUUGGGCCAAGUUGAUGUAACCCUGUCAAUCAAAUACGUGCCCCACCCUCUCGAGCCCCCUAGCACCACCCCUCUCGUACAGGAACCAGUGUUCUGUGUGCCGAUUGGACAAGUGGCAAUGCAAGAGAGUGUGCUGGUCCCUCACAUUGUCCGUUCCUGUGUGGAGGAGGUUGAGAGGAGAGGCAUGACUGAAGAGGGCAUCUACAGAAUCUCAGGAGCCAGUAGCGAAAUACAAGCACUUAAACAUGCAUUCAACACUAAUUACCGCGAGGCUGUGAGUAAACUGAGGAGUACAGAUGUGAAUGCUGUCUCAGGCACUCUGAAACUGUACUUUAGAGAACUUCCUUUAUCUCUUAUUCCCUCUGAGUACUUCAAGGAGCUCUCAGAUGCACUAGAGAUUGCUGAUCCAUAUCUCAGGGCUGACAGCAUGCUGACUCUGUUGCAGGCUCUUCCAGAUGUAAACCGCAACACUCUCCUCUUCCUCUUACAUCACCUGAGACGUGUUGCAGAGAGAAAGGAAGAGAAUAAAAUGUCUCUGAGUAAUUUGGCCACAGUGUUUGGCCCCAGCCUCUUGCGCCCUCUAGUGGCUCGUGUCGACAUAUCUCAAGAAGUGGAGGUUCAGGUUCAGGUGAUUUUCCUCUAUCUGCAGUGUCAGAACCUUCCAGAAGCUCUUCUCACAAAACAUCUGGAUAUUGAUGAGCUAGAGACAUGAGCCAUCAGCAGACUCCUGUCUGUCUGCAUAUCCAUGUUCAACUCGCUUUAUUUUACAGAUGUUUCAUAUUUUAUUUUAAGAUUUUUAAUGUCAUUAAAAAAAAAAAAACGACAUGA